Messenger RNA from Macaca mulatta (Rhesus monkey), 3018 nucleotides. NCBI's taxonomy places the organism in Eukaryota, Metazoa, Chordata, Mammalia, Primates, Cercopithecidae. The record is from RefSeq and is a predicted model, not a curated record.
AUUCCGACACCUCCCUUGCGCUCCAGGGACAGACUGGUGUUACCUGGUCCCGGGCAGCGGAGUUCUUUACCCACCCCAGUUCUGGUUCUGACGCCCUAGUUCAUCCCGCAAAUUUAGGACUUGGGUCUCGGCUUGUUCCCCUCCCGCUAGAAGCACCUCUUCUCUGAGCCAAGACAGCUACCUGGGCUCCUGGAAUUGCCACCCCUCCGUGGGCACCCUUGAGGCCUCCGUGGGGGGACGUCACCGGGCAGAGCGGGACGUGAGCCUGCGUUUGCUGCAGGCGUGCUCUGUGUGGUGACUGGGUGAGUUGUGAGUAUGUGUGUGGCGGAGGGGGUGCCUUCUUCACUUGCAUCCUCCUCCUCUGUCAGAAGGUGUCUCAGGCUACCCAGUUCUGGAAUGGUCGCAGGGUGGGGCAGCUGGUCCCUGGACGGGAAGAAUCCUAAGAAUCCUUCUGAUGCACUUAUUCGGAUGCAGACCGCGAGGUUCCUGGGGUCGUCUGCCCCUCCACAUCCCAGGGGUGGGGCUACAGUCUGGGGUGCAGCGAGAGGGGUUGGGAGUGUAAGGAGACCAGGGACACAGUGGAGCUAGGGGUUACAGAGGAAGAGCAGGGAGAGGGCUGGGGACAUAGAAGGGGCACAGGCACGACAGGAACAGGGCUGUGAAGUGAUGCAAAUGCCGCGCUGCUACAAGAGGAGCUUGUGGAUACUAGGGUAGGAGCCCAGGGGGCAAGCAGCCAGAGGCCAUUGCCAAGGCAGCCAUCAAGUAAACAAGCCAGGUGGUAACCCGAGUCCCUCCCGGCGCGCCAGCAGAGGACCGCCCCUCCACACUGUCCACCUGCACCCUGGGCUUUCUCUCUGGGCACCUAGACCUCUUGCUGCAGGGCUGGGGGUCUGCUGAGGCCCGCCAGGGGACUGUAAACAAAGGGAGCAGCGCCCUCAGCUCCAGCCCCUCCUCCCUCUGGCUGGGGAGGGGGCCAGAACUGAUCCCCGAGGUGGGAUUGGCUCUGGGAAGCAGCUUAGGGCCUGGUCCCGGUGGCCCAGGCCGGGGUGGGGGGGAUCGCCUCGAAUGACACCCACCUCCCCCAGUUUCUGCCAAUCCCCGUGCCCACUGGGUGGGCGCGGCCGGGAAGUUCCUGCCCCUCCCUGCUGGUCGGCGUCACGCGUGACGUCCCGCGUGAUGGCUGGGAGGGCCCGGCGGCGACAGCGGAGGCAGAGAGGAAGGCGGUUCUGAGAGCUUCAGGGAGCCCUGGAAAGCAAAAUGGGUGAAUUGCCUUUAGACAUAAACAUCCAGGAACCUCGCUGGGACCAAAGUACUUUCCUGGGCAGAGCCCGGCACUUUUUCACUGUUACUGAUCCUCGAAAUCUGCUGCUGUCCGCGGCACAGCUGGAAACUUCUCGGAACAUCGUGCAGAACUACAGGGCUGGCGUUGUGACCCCAGGGAUCACCGAGGACCAGCUGUGGAGAGCCAAGUAUGUGUAUGACUCUGCCUUCCAUCCGGACACAGGGGAGAAGGUGGUCCUGAUUGGCCGCAUGUCAGCCCAGGUGCCCAUGAACAUGACCAUCACCGGCUGCAUGCUCACCUUCUACAGGAAGACCCCAACUGUGGUGUUCUGGCAGUGGGUGAAUCAGUCCUUCAAUGCCAUUGUUAACUACUCCAACCGCAGUGGCGACACUCCCAUCACCGUGAGGCAGCUGGGGACAGCCUAUGUGAGUGCCACCACUGGAGCUGUGGCCACGGCCCUGGGACUCAAAUCCCUCACCAAGCACCUGCCCCCCUUGGUCGGCAGAUUUGUGCCCUUUGCAGCGGUGGCAGCUGCCAACUGCAUCAACAUCCCCCUGAUGAGGCAGAGAGAGCUGCAGGUGGGCAUCCCGGUGGCUGAUGAGGCAGGUCAGAGGCUUGGCUACUCGGUGACCGCAGCCAAGCAGGGAAUCUUCCAGGUGGUGAUUUCAAGAAUCUGCAUGGCAAUUCCUGCCAUGGCCAUCCCCCCACUGAUCAUGGACACUCUGGAGAAGAAAGACUUCCUGAAGCGCCGCCCUUGGCUGGGGGCGCCCCUGCAGGUGGGACUGGUGGGCUUCUGCCUGGUAUUUGCGACCCUGUGCUGUGCCCUAUUCCCCCAGAAGAGCUCCAUAAACGUAAGCAAGCUGGAACCAGAGCUGAGAGCUCAGAUCCAUGAGCAAAACCCCAGCGUAGAAGUGGUCUACUACAACAAGGGGCUUUGAGGAGGGUCAGCCUCUGUCCCCUCCCUCAGUUCCUUGGGCUGCUGCUUUAGUGGAGUCAUGUCACCCCUGCCACUUGCCUAUCUGCCUAGCACUGGGUAGGGGCCUUGGUGGGCAGAUGGCCAUUGAGGGUAGCAACCUAUUAGGGUGGGGAGGGUACCACCAUAAGGCUUUUCCUCCCCUCUCUGGUUUCAAAGAGCAGAACGCAUAACCCCUCCCUCCUGUGCUUGAGUGUCCACACAUAUACAUACAUGAUACAUAUGUGCAUUUGUACAUUGGGUCCUGAAAGCUAGGAGCAGGCAUGCUAGCCUAGUAUGUUCUGACAUCUGGCUUCCCUUCUCAGCCUCAUGUCUACCUGCCUGCCAGCCAGGCUACAGGUGGGACUUCCUUCUCUAAACUGUUAUACCAGCCAAGUUAUAUUUGAUGGCACCUCAUCCCUUCUAGACAUAGGAGGAGCCCCAGGAUCUCAGGACAUAGACUUAUAGACACUAGUAGGCCAAAGUGGACUGAAUCCUUCAGGUUUCUGAUAUCUAGCUCCCCAAGCUGACUGGGCUGGCAGAGGAGAACAUGUUUGGACAAGGGAGGCAGGGGACUUAUGCAUCCCUCAGUGCCAUCCCCUGUAUUCUGGAAUAGCUCUGUUUCACCUCCUCCUCUCUACCAGACGAAGGAGCGCCUGUGUCCUGUACUGCCCUCGCUGUCUCCCCCAGCACCCUACUCGGCAGCGUGGGCAUCUUCAGGCACAGUCUUAGGAGUUCCUGGUGUGCUCUGACAUCAUGACCUCAAAUCUAAAUCCUACAAUCC